AUGGCAGGUUUAGGAUUUGGUGGUAUUUAUUUAUCAACAUUAGUAUGUGUUGGGCAACAUUUUGAAAAGAGAAGAUCAUUUGCUAUGGGUAUAUCUUUGAGUGGUUCGGGAGUAGGAACAUUUGUAUUCGCUCCAAUUGUGCGUAUUCUUAUUGAAGAGUAUGGCUGGCGAGGUACUCUUUUGAUAGAAGCAGGAUUUAUAUUGAACAUUAUUGUCUGUGGCGCUUUCUUUCGACCGAUGCUAAAGCAGAGUACGACCGAAAAAUCUGAAAUCAAAGGAGAAGCAAUUGAUUUAUUACGAUGUGACGAUAAGUUAAUAUACAUAAAAGAAAAUUUUACCCCAAGUGAUAAAAGUUGUACUAUUGAUGAAAAUACAAGCCAUGAAGAUGACGUACAUUUUGAUUUUGGGUUAUUAAGACAUCCAAUAUUUACCAUUUUUGUUGUAUCGAAUUGCUGCACAUGCCUUGGUUUUAAUGCACCAUAUGUGUAUUUGCCAGAUCGGGCUGAAGAAAAAGGUAUGAACAAGUUGGACAGUGCAUUUCUUCUUUCCGUUAUUGGUAUUUCCAAUACAUUUGGGCGUAUUUUAUUCGGAUGGAUUGCAGACAGGAAGGGUGUAAAUCGUCUUUUGCUUUACAGUACAUCACUGGUUAUUUGUGGCACCGCGAACGUUAUGAAUCCCUUUAAUGAUAGUAAAGUUUAUCUUAUGAGUUACGCAUCUGUUUACGGAAUGUUUAUAGGUGAGUAUGUAUUCUUCUUAUUCAAGAGUCGUUUUUUGCUUGGAACUACAAAGGCGUUUGAAUAA
This is a messenger RNA of Mytilus trossulus (common blue mussel), 801 nucleotides long. Its product is annotated as monocarboxylate transporter 12-like. Gene Ontology annotation, cellular component: membrane. Lineage: Eukaryota; Metazoa; Mollusca; Bivalvia; Mytilida; Mytilidae. The record is from RefSeq and is a predicted model, not a curated record. Gene Ontology annotation, molecular function: monocarboxylic acid transmembrane transporter activity. The coding region runs from base 1 to 801 and encodes 266 amino acids. The transcript has 3 exons. Gene Ontology annotation, biological process: transmembrane transport; monocarboxylic acid transport.